Molecule: messenger RNA, 861 nt
Organism: Effrenium voratum
Lineage: Eukaryota; Dinophyceae; Suessiales; Symbiodiniaceae
Source: the annotation of a GenBank genome assembly
AUGCAAUUCGUGCGUCCGUUCACGCGCGAAAAUCUCGGCCUCUUCCAGUCCAUUCGUGAUCUUGGAUUCGACUUUGUCGAACUGCUGGUUCCCGAACCCGGAGACAACCUUGACUUGACAGAGACACGGCAGGCGCUGGACGACGCCGGAAUUGACGUCGUGCUUGCAGCCCGUGUCAACCUUCAACGAUCCAUCGCAAGCGAAGAUGCCACCUGCCGCAAGGGUGGGAUCGAAUAUCUGAAACGCUGCGUUGAUGUGGCGGUGCAGCUUGGAGCAAGGGUUAUUGGCGGCCCGCUCUACGGCGAACCUCUGGUCUUCGCCGGACGUGCUCCGGCCCCCUGGAGUGCAGAGCAAAUAAGAGCGCGAUCGGAUCGCACAAAGGAAGGGCUUGCGAAUGUGUCUCCUUUCGCAGCAAAGGCGGGCUGCGUCCUUGCGCUGGAAGCCCUGAACAGGUUCGAAACCGAUAUCGUCUCCACAACGUCUCAGGCCAUCGAGGUCGUGGACGCGGUGUCCUCACCCGGCCUUGGCAUUGUUCUGGACACAUUUCACAUGAACAUGGAAGAACGCUCCAUCACAGGUGCCAUCCACGCCGCAGGAUCACGGAUCGUACAUUUUCAGGCCAACGAAAAUCAUCGUGGCUUUCCGGGAACCGGACAUCUGGACUGGCCGGCCAUCAUGCGAGCACUCGUGGACACCGGAUAUGACGGCCCGAUUUCGCUGGAACCGUUCCGCCGCGACGACGACAGGGUCGGUCUGCCGAUUGCCCAUUGGCGCGCACCGCGGGAAGACGAAACUGAAAAACUCAGGACGGGGCUUGCCCUCAUCAGGUCCUGUCUGGCCAUGGCGGGAUCGAACCAAUGA